Molecule: messenger RNA, 5682 nt
Organism: Trachymyrmex cornetzi
Lineage: Eukaryota; Metazoa; Arthropoda; Insecta; Hymenoptera; Formicidae
Product: C2 domain-containing protein 5
Exons: 15
Coding region: 181-5454 (1757 amino acids)
Biological process (GO): protein localization to plasma membrane; intracellular protein transmembrane transport; positive regulation of protein targeting to membrane
Cellular component (GO): plasma membrane
Molecular function (GO): calcium ion binding; calcium-dependent phospholipid binding
Source: RefSeq, a predicted model, not a curated record
GAGAGACCGGAGCGAGAGAGAUCGGGAGUCGGGAGGUUAAUCGUCGAGCAUUGUCGAGCGAGAAAAACUGAGAAGAUGUGAUUACCCGUAGACAAGCUCUUCGUUAUUAAAUCACUCGCGAAGUGUCAUUGCUGGGCUAAAUGCGGGACAUGAUUGCUUGUUGAGGAUCAAAGUAACACGAUGCCUGGAAAAAUAAAGGUGAAGAUACUGGCAGGUCGCAAUCUGCCAGUGAUGGACCGUUCUGGUGACACGACAGACGCUUACGUAGAAUUAAAAUUUGGCAAUAUAACUUAUAAGACAGACGUGUGCCGAAAGUCCCUGAAUCCGCAAUGGAACUCGGAAUGGUAUAGAUUUGAAGUUGACGAUGCAGAGCUGCAAGACGAACCGUUGCAAAUUAGAUUAAUGGACCAUGACACAUAUUCUGCCAAUGAUGCGAUAGGCAAAGUUUACAUAAAUCUGAAUCCAUUGUUGUUGCCUGGUGUGCUGCCUUCUGUAAAAAAUAUUUGGACCCUGGAGGCAGCUAUGAACACUGCUGGUUCUCAAGGGUCAGUUAUGACUGGAUGGAUACCUGUAUUUGAUACAAUGCAUGGCAUACGUGGCGAAGUUAAUAUUAUCAUUAAAGUAGAGCUAUUCUCUGAUUUCAACAAGUUCAGACAGUCGUCCUGUGGAGUACAAUUUUUUUACUCACCUAAUAUACCAUAUGGAUAUCAUGCUCAAAUGAUACAUGGAUUUGUUGAAGAACUUGUAGUUAGUGACGAUCCGGAAUACAAAUGGAUUGAUAAAAUAAGAACACCUAGAGCAUCGAACGAGGCACGGCAGACUCUAUUUUUUAAAUUGAGCGGAGAGGUUCAAAGAAAGAUUGGAUUAAAAGCAUUGGAUCUUGGUGGAAAUGCUGUGAUUGGGUAUUUGCAAAACUUCGAUCUGGAAGGCGAAUCCGGUAUCGUUGCCAGAGGUAUAGGCACUGCAGUAACGCUUGUAAAACUGCAUGAUGUUCUCGGUUUUCCUUGCGACAGCAUUAAUAUUGAGGAGAUCACAUUUGCGCUUUCCUCACGCACGAUAGCGCGAACGGAACGUUAUUCUGACAACAGCGCGCCGUUCAUCCCCAUUUCAAUUCCCGCUUCGUAUCCCAUUCGUAGAAACAGAAAUCUCCCGUUUUACAUGCAGUCGACGUCGUCUCUAACGCGCCUGGAACGCGGUGCAAAGGCUCCUGGAUAUUUUGCUGGAGCGCGAAGGAAACAUGUCAAGCGUAUUCCCUUUUUACGAUCCAAUACGUCAAGCAUGGUGAGUCUAAGGAUAACCGCGUCCAGUUCGGAUGUCAUUCCGUCUCCGGAAAUUAGCCGCAGUUUAAUCGAUGAGACGGUGAGGUCUAUACGCACUAUGUUAACGCCGGAGGACGCGAAGAAGGAAUCGCCGAAAGAUCGUCUCUCCAAGCAAAUCAAACACCUGCGUAGCAAAUUUGACUCGGUCGGCGAAGAGAAUCACUCUGCCGCGAAGUCCGAUUCUGAAACCAAUACGAUCAGCUCGUUCGCCAUGAAUCCCGAGAAGGACAGAAGUCUUAAAGAAACCAAGACCGGUGGGAUAAUGGCCGCGUUACUGAUUGGAUCUAUACAUAACAUGCCUCUGGAAAAUAUAAAAAAUACUGACCCUAUUUCAGUUUUUCCCAGCGAAGAACAACCUAACGAAGAGGUAAAGAAAGAGACACGUUGUAAAGAAAAUCCUCAUGAAAAUGUGAAUAGCAACAUCGAGAGCGAAGAGCAGAAACAGGAUGUCGCGUCCUUGAUCGAUGAAACGGAGACGUCCUCCUUCGAUGACGGUAAUUCUACAGAUGACGAAUUGUCGGAGGACACCACAAGCUACAAUAUCUUGGACGAUUCGAGAUACUCGAUUGACAGAGACUCCGACAAAGCGGAGGACUCGUCGAGCCUCCAGGAGAGAAUUCCCAUCACGCACUCCAGCGCGGAAAGCUGCACAGAUUCUACCCUGCAGAUGGAAUCGAUGAAUCGUUCGCCAUCAAGUUCAAACUUAGCGAGCACGGAAGACAUCGUACGAAACGAUACGAUCCCUAUAAUCACCGUAGACACUCAAGACAGCAUAGACUCGGACACGUCGAUUGAUGCGUCCGGGUUCUCGAAUAGCGAAAGUCAGCUCGAUAUUACAAAUUCAUAUGUUCUAACCGAGGCCAAUAUCUUUACUUCAAAAUUAUCUCAUUCGUCUGAUAAUCAAGAGAUCGAUGACUUAAGACAAGUGUCCGACACUUCUGAAAACGAGCAUAAGAAAAAUUUAGAAAUAGAGAAUGAUAAGCGGCAUAGCAGUGUUAUAUCCAGAUCAGUUUCCGAGACACGUCGUGUUUAUUUGACGAAACAUGAACGAGAUUCAUCGACGCGGCUUAAGUCUCCUUCUUGCACUGAAGGAUCGGAAGAUCACAUGAACGCAGACAAGGAGAAGAACGAUCUGGCUAUCAGUUUAUCGCAUGUAACGACAUGGACCAGCUUGUUGAACGAAGAAGCUCGCGCGAUGGCGACCAUCGAGAAACGGAGAAGCAUGCAUGAUUUGAUCAAGCUGAUCGACACGAAGAUGAUGGUAUCCACGUGUCACAGCAAAAGAAAUGUAUCGUUGAGGAGCAAGAAGAGAAAGCUCGAGAGGAAGGUUUCCCGCAAGAACUCAAGAAAAUCGAGGAAUUGGUUUGACAGGUUUCCUUCCCGCGGCGCAUCCACGAGGAGACGUUCGUCGCCAGACGUCGACAGACAUCACAAGAAGGACGUUUUUCUUCGCGUUCCUCGCGUUCGCUCGAUCUCUGAACGCCUUUCCUCAGGUCAGCAUCCGAUUUCCCAUGCCACCUCUCGUUCCUGCGGCUCCUCUCUCGUUAGUUUAACCGACCGCACGCGCGUAUCUCCAUCUCCUGCGUUUCACCGUCCGCAUGACGGUUCAUCCGGAACCUCGGGAAAGUCGCCGAGGUGCGGCCGCAGGAAACCCGACGAGGUAUCCGCGGUGUCUGUUAGUUGCGCCUGUAAUCUAGAAAAAACAUCAUGUCAUAUUGAUUGCGCUAUGCCCACUAACAAUGCUAAUAUGACUUACAACUCGCGUGUGUCCCAUCCUUCUCCCGAUCUUAGGCAGCAAGACGAGACGUCGGUCAGUCCGCCCUGUCCGCUUCCGGCCGUUCCCACGAUGGCUCCGAAAAUAUCCCAGUCACCGGCGACCAGAACGCUCGCCAACGUGCCGCUUCAUCGGAGAUCAAGUGAUUCCGAUCUGAGCGUUACUCCUAAAGGUAACUCUCUCGGCAGCGACAGAUCGAUAGCAGGACCUCUAAGGACACCGACUGCGGUCGUCAGACCUAUGAAUCAAGACACGUUGGAAAUGUUAGAAUACCCAUUUAUUACUAUGCAACAUUAUCCACCUGGCUUCAUAUUACAUAUAGGUGGUCUAGUGAGCUCGAAGUCGGUAAAAUUACUCGAGAGGAUAAGUAAUCUGGAGGAGCCGGAGGGCCGUGAUUCGUGGUGGACUGAAAUUAGAAUGGAAGUUAGAUCGCACGCGAGAGCGUUAGCUUGCAACGUUGUUAUAGGUUACAAGGAAGAAACCAGUAUAUGUGACGACGUAUGUGUGCUGAGUGCUUCCGGUACCGCGGCAGUCAUAAAUUUUCAUAAUUCCGGUCAAGAUUCGGACGGUGUCGUUCUGAAUAAACUUCAGCAAGGUGGUGUACCCGCGGCUGCCGUGGAUUCGGAAAAGAGCCAGCAAAAGUCCGUAGCGAUGAAGGCGGAAAGAGUCGACGGCGACGUAUCCGUCGUGACUCACUCGGAACGGCAAAAUGGGAAAAUGUGCAAACAUUCUUCCGAGAGCAACGAUCACGAGGGCUCCUGCGGCCAGUCUCAAUUGCGAUGCAACUUGUGCCAUCUCCCUUAUAGCGAGGGUAGCGUGCCAUUUAGAGUCAAUGUAUCAAAAUGUGCCAUAUGCAAACGUGCCAAAGUCCCAGAUGUGAUGUUCACUACUAUAGAAGUGCCCGCAAAUAUACCGAUGACUGGAAGGGGCUGCUUCAUUCAAGCGACUGUGUGCAAAAGCAAAAAGGAUCUGCGGGGCGAACUGAACGCGAAGGAGAUAUCCGAUUGCCUGCCAUUCUUGGAAUACGAGCUACAUAGUUUAUUGUUGAAUAAGCUCAAGAUCAAAGGCAUGAAUGCGGUCUUCGGUCUCAGGUUGCAGGUUUCCGUGGGCGAACGACUUGUAAUUGGAAUGGCGGUAGGCACCGCAAUUUAUUUGACGGCUCUGCCGCCACCCACCAUCCCGCAAAUAGCGUCUGGAAAUUCGUGGCACAACGAGGAGCAGUUGGGGGAAAUGCAAAAGUCUAUCGUAGAAACGGUGAAGAAGAAUAGAGAGUUUUAUCGUCUAAAACCUAUCGGAGUCAACGAAGUCGAAAAUGGACGCAUUCCGAGUACUUCUGAUACAGACGAAUCAGACGAGGAUCUGCCGGAACUCGAUCUUGGAUUGGGUACUCGCGAUGCAUGUGUCUUGGAAGUGGAUGACAUCGAGGAUAUGGACCGGAUAUCGUCAUUAAUGGACAACAGACCACCUGAUGAUUUCCACGUCGUUAACACACAAACCAUACCUGGCCUCGAAGAUUUAGAAAUUGUCAGGAAUUUACAAAUGUUCACGCAAAUCUCAAGGGCUAAAAUUCCUAUGGGACAAUUCGCGUCGAUGCCAUCGAAAUAUUUUGCUAGAUUACUUCAGUCUUUAUAUUUUAAAUUAAGACGGAUGGUUCCAUGUGCGCUAUGCGAUAUGCAGUUUAAAGUAGCAUUACCCGAACAAGACGAGAUACAACUAACCGUUGUUGGUAUGGCACUUGGCUUAGGAGAACCUUUGAAUACGAAUAAAUAUAAAAGGAAAAUUGUGUGUCGUUCCUUGAGUAAGGAUCAAGUGAGAAAAUCAGAUGACAGUGAUAUGAUAUUCAGCUUAGACGAGGAUCAUUUAGAGAACAAUGUUAUAUCCGACAAUGCAACACGUACUUGUGCGGGAAAUCCCACAUUAAGUAGUACCCCUGUACAAAAGCCAAGACCACGUUAUUGUGUACACACACACACACACACACACACACACACACACACACACGUGCCUUUAAAAGGAAGAUAUGGCGUGGAUAUAACGCCUUUAUCUUAUCUACCAGGUGGAAGAAUAGAGAGAUAUCAAGGCAAUUUAAAUUUCUUUUUUAUUCGCGAAAGUACAUCGAUACGGGAGAAUGGUGGAUUGAGUGGUUUUACUCACAGUUUCGUAAUGGAAGUUUUGGCAAUUGUUCGCGCGCACAUUACAGCAUUAGGUGGUAACGCCAUGGUAGCAUUCUUUAUGACGCAGUGCGUGCUUCUUCACAGCCCUCACAAAAAUCAAGGUCAAUGUCUCAUUAACGUGGGUGGCGACGUUGUAACAGUAUCUUAUUAUGCGGAUGAGAAACACAGCGCUGUCUCAAAUUGCUGACCCCAACCUCCACAUUCAGCGCCGCCAUGAACAACUAUUUAACACAACGGCAAUUAAUGAUGUGAUUAAAUAAAUGUGACUAAAUUCGCCAAUAUUAAUUCUAUUAUAGAAUCGUAUAUUAUCGGUUCCGUGAAAUUUUUACUGCAUUGCACAAUGCCUAAUCUCAAAAUGUUUCUUCGUAACAAUCGAUAUUGUUAUUUAUUACUAAUUUAUUGUACAAAAGUAAAG